CAAGCUGGUUGGUGAUUGAAAUAAUAAUAGUAAUAAAAAAAGGGAAAGCCUACUCGGUUGCUUAACGCGGAAAAAUAAAAUAAAAAUAGUAAAUAGAUGGACAAGAGAAAAUGGGAAUUUGCAGAACAUCGUACCCAAUAAAUAACCAAUUAUAUGACCAAAAUUUUGAUCAAAAAUCAAAUUCAGAAAUUGAAGAAAUUGAAAUUUUAGAUAUGUCUUGCCCUGCAUCUUUACCUUUGAAGGAAACAUUUUUCAUAUCACAUGGAUCACCAACACUUUCAAUUGAUGAAUCUUUACCAGCAAGGCAUUUCUUGAAAGGCUUCAGAGAAAAAUGUAUGAGUCAUCAUGAGAAACCAAAUUCAAUUUUGGUUAUUUCAGCUCAUUGGGAAACUUCUGAACCAACUGUUAAUUCUGUACGUGGUAGACAUGAUACUAUUCAUGACUUUUAUGGUUUUCCUAAACCCAUGUAUCAGCUCAAGUACCCUGCUCCAGGAUCUCCAGAAUUAGCAAAAAGAGUGAAGGAUGUUCUCAUGGCAUCUGGGUUCCCAACAGUUUACGAGGACAAAAAACGUGGUCUGGACCAUGGUGCAUGGGUCCCUCUCAUGCUCAUGUAUCCAGAAGCGGACAUUCCAGUCUGCCAGCUUUCGGUCCAGCCCCAUAGGGAUGGUACUUAUCAUUACAACUUGGGAAAAGCAUUGGCCUCUCUCAAGGAUGAAGGUGUCCUCAUAAUUGGUUCUGGAUCUGCUACUCACAACUUAAGGGCUCUCAGUUCAUCCAAGAAUAUUGCUUCGUGGGCUUUAGAGUUUGAUGGUUGGCUUAAGGACGCCCUUCUCAGCGGAAGGUAUCAAGAUGUCAAUAACUAUGACAUGAAGGCACCACAUGCAAAAGUUGCACACCCAGCGCCCGAGCACAUCUAUCCGUUACAUGUAGCGCUAGGUGCUGCCGGUGAAGGUGUAAAGGGAGAUCUUAUUCACCACAGCUGGGAUCUUGGUUCACUUUCUUAUGCUUCCUACAAGUUUUCGAGCCUAAAUCGGUCUUCAUAGAUGAAUCCUUGAGUGUAUUUAUGGUUUCUGCUGGUGUUAUAUGUGUAAACUUCUCAAAGUGGAUUUGAUUCAUAUAUAGAAAAUAAAAUGUAAAGACUGAAUUUGUUGUUAUGCAGAAGAAGGAGCUGAAAUAUGAUUGUUAAGUUCUCUGGUUGACAA
This is a messenger RNA of Capsicum annuum, 1202 nucleotides long. Its product is annotated as extradiol ring-cleavage dioxygenase. Gene Ontology annotation, molecular function: zinc ion binding; ferrous iron binding; oxidoreductase activity, acting on single donors with incorporation of molecular oxygen. Lineage: Eukaryota; Viridiplantae; Streptophyta; Magnoliopsida; Solanales; Solanaceae. The transcript is spliced from 3 exons. The record is from RefSeq and is a predicted model, not a curated record. Bases 111 to 1043 code for a protein of 310 amino acids.